Molecule: messenger RNA, 657 nt
Organism: Ostertagia ostertagi
Lineage: Eukaryota; Metazoa; Nematoda; Chromadorea; Rhabditida; Trichostrongylidae
Source: the annotation of a GenBank genome assembly
AUGUCGCCCAUGCAAGACCGCGUCAUUCCCCUGGACACCUGGCCACGCCGUGCGGCGCUGGCGCAUUUCCGACACAUGGCCCAACCGGCCUUCAGCGUCACAGCGCCCGUGGACGUCACCGGCCUGCGCGAGCGCGCGGCGCGUCACGGCGCCACGCCGUGGCUGGCUUACCACCAUGCCGCGCUCGAAGCGGCCAACAGCAUCGACGGCAUGCGCCAGACGCUGACCGACGAAGGUCGCGGCGUGCUCGAGUUCGAUGCCAUCCAUGCCAGCACCACCGUGCUGCGGGAUGACGGCAGCUUCGGCUUCCUGACGAUGCCGCGCGACCCGUCGCUCGCGGCGUUCGCAGCGCGCGCCAAGUCGCAUCUGCCGCGCGUGCGCGCUGCCACGGGUGACCUGUUCGCCGCGGACGAGCCCGGCGGUGUGCGCGAAGCGACCCUUGUGCACAUGACCGCCUUGCCCUGGUUCGCGUUCACCGCGUUCACGCAUGCGCGAGGGCAGGGCGACGACCGCCCCAAGAUCGCGUUCGGCCGGUUCACGCCGCAGGGCGAGCGUCUGCUGAUGCCCGUCGCCGUGGACGUGCACCACGCGCUGUGCGAUGGCGUGCACGUCGGCCGCUUCUUCGAGCAGUUCCAGGCACAGCUCGACGCGAUCUGA